AUAUAUAUCAUAUAUGUUCAAAUGAUCAAGUGACCUUCCUUGUACUUCUUCAAGAACAUCAUUUCAUUAGAUUUUGAAUUGUCCUCUCCCUUAACUAUUCAUAAUCUUUAAGGCAAAAAUAAAAAAUGGGGAGACAUGCUUGUUGUAUAAAGCAAAAACUGAGAAAAGGUUUAUGGUCACCGGAAGAAGAUGAGAAACUUUACAAUUAUAUUACCAGAUUUGGUGUUGGUUGCUGGAGUUCUGUUCCUAAGCUUGCUGGUCUUCAAAGAUGUGGAAAAAGUUGCAGAUUGAGGUGGAUUAACUACUUAAGACCUGAUCUUAAGAGAGGAAUGUUCUCACAGCAAGAAGAAGAUCUUAUUCUCAGUCUUCAUGAAGUUCUCGGUAACAGGUGGGCUCAAAUUGCAGCACAGUUACCAGGAAGAACAGACAAUGAAAUAAAGAAUUUCUGGAAUUCUUGUUUGAAAAAGAAGCUUAUGAAGCGAGGAAUAGACCCAACAACUCACAAGCCAAUAAUUACAACUCAAGAAAAUAUUGAAGUGAAACAAGAAAAUAACUGUACAGAUCAUAAUAAGACAUCAGAGCCAACAUUUAUGAUCAACGAACCGACAGCAACUUACUACAAGCAAGCUUAUGAUCCACUAUCAUACUUCGAAUUUCCUGAGAAUGUGUAUAAUAACAACAAUAAUUCAAGCAUUUCAGGUAUACAGAACCAGUUUGAUACAAGCUCGAGCUUCGAAUUCAUUUCAAUGCCGAAUUUAACAAGUUUUGAUCAUGGAAGCAUAAGCGCGACGGAUUUUUCUGAUAACUCGGGUUCAAGAAUGAGCUCCGUGUUCUUGAAUGAUCAAGCUAAAGAAAGUUCAAGCAAUAGCUCAAAUGUAAGCAACUAUUCGGGAUAUCAGGUGAACAAUUAUAUGAUGGAUCAGAAUAAUAAUAAUGUGGAUUUUUCAUGGGGUAAUAGUGGUGAUCAUAACAGAUUAGAGAGCUCGAUUUUUCACUUUCCGGUGAACGGAAUUAAGACGGAAGAAGGACGGAUUCUUGUUCAUGGUCAGAAUCCAGUAGAUUUCUGUAGCUAUCCGUUAACGUCUCUGUCAGAGGAUCUAACAGGAGCACAUUUUGAUGUCUACCAUCAGAUAUCAUGAACUGUAUAUACAUUAAUUCUUUUUUAAAAAUGUUUUUGAAUCUUUCUAAACGAACACAUACUUUGAUGUAUAGUAUAUACAGGAGUGUUUCAUUGGAAUCUUAA
This is a messenger RNA of Mercurialis annua (annual mercury), 1243 nucleotides long. RefSeq names its product transcription factor MYB86-like. Gene Ontology annotation, biological process: regulation of stomatal movement. Lineage: Eukaryota; Viridiplantae; Streptophyta; Magnoliopsida; Malpighiales; Euphorbiaceae. The coding region runs from base 126 to 1139 and encodes 337 amino acids. The transcript has 3 exons. The record is from RefSeq and is a predicted model, not a curated record.